UAGCUAUCUAUUUUAAUCAUAGAUUAAAUUCACGCAAUAAGUGUAAUUUAGAAAAUAGUUGCUUAGGCGUUUUUGUCAUAUAUAAUUACUUUAAACGCUUAUAAAUGAUCCAUUGAACCAUAAAUUUUUGGAAUAUACUUGUAGAUUAUCUAUAAAAAAAAGAUGAUAAACGGCAAUAACAUGUUUACAGUCGAUGAGACUCUUAAUAUACUAAAAAAUAUAUUGUAUAUAGAAGAAAGCGAUAUAGAAGAAUAUAGAAAAGGAAAAAAUCAAUUGGAAUUUUUAAAUAAGAUAAUAAGAUCAUUUCAAGAGAAUAUACCCUUUCAUAACAUAUUCGCUUUGGCAUCAACAAGAAAGGCGAGGCCUUCUUUAGAUGACAUUAAAACGAGAAUACAAAAUGGUUCGGGUGGCUUGUGCUUUGUUAACAACGUUGGAAUAUAUUUUCUAUUAGAUUCUUUAAAUUUUAAUGUAAGUCUAGCAUUGUCCAGUGUGUCCUCUCCGGAUAAUCAUUUAGUUGUUUUGGUGAACAUGGGAAAUGAAAAUAAGAGUUUAGAAAGUUCAGAUAAAGUUAAUUUACUUUUAGAAAAUUUCUACUUAGUAGAAUGUGGAUGUGGCUAUCCUUCUUUCACAGCUGUACCGUUGAAAGGCCUAAUUGAAGAAGGCUCUGAGAGUGAAAUUUACAAGGAAUCAUUCUUGACGUACAAAUUCGAAAGAGACGGCGACCUAAUUUUAAGAAUGCAUGGAAGAGGGUUCAUAGAACCGAAAACUCAUCAAGCCUCAAAAGGCACAGAUUUCAAACGGUUCUAUGAUUUUCGUACAACGGCAAUUAAGAGUAUUGAUGAAUUACUUCCAUAUUUUGAUAAAGUGUUUAACGACGAAAAUGAGGCUUCUUUCAUAUGUAAUAUAAGAGCAAUAAGAUUCCCAUCAGGCAAAGCUAUUGGUAUGAGGGAUAAUUUCCUUUUAGAAGAAGAGAAUAACGUGCUAAGAACUAGAGAAUUGAAAGACAAUAAUGAUAUAGUUAGACACUUACAAAUAAUUUUACCAAAAAUUCCACUGUCUGAAUGCAUUCAAGCUGUCCAAAGGCUUUAUAAUAAUUAGAUUAACUACAUAGAUAUAAAUAAAAAAAAGACUCUAAUGACUAAGUAUUUUCCAUUAAGCACUUGUUAAUUCUUGUAAAUAAGUUCCUUUAUAAGUGUUAUGAUAUGUUUGCCUUUCUCAUAAAAGAAACUGUUUUGUAUAUCAUCCUCUUUCAAUAAAUAACCAACAUUUGUGAGUUUUAGAGAUUAUGGGUAAAGUUCACAUGAG
Molecule: messenger RNA, 1305 nt
Organism: Dimorphilus gyrociliatus
Lineage: Eukaryota; Metazoa; Annelida; Polychaeta; Dinophilidae
Source: the annotation of a GenBank genome assembly